Molecule: messenger RNA, 1898 nt
Organism: Ipomoea nil (Japanese morning glory)
Lineage: Eukaryota; Viridiplantae; Streptophyta; Magnoliopsida; Solanales; Convolvulaceae
Product: pectinesterase-like
Exons: 2
Coding region: 64-1827 (587 amino acids)
Biological process (GO): cell wall modification
Molecular function (GO): pectinesterase activity; pectinesterase inhibitor activity
Source: RefSeq, a predicted model, not a curated record
UACAUAUUCACAAGAAUAAUAUAAUAUUAUAUUCUCUAAAGAUAAGGUUCCCAAAUUAUCCAAAUGCAGACUAUUAAAGAAUUCUUCGCCGGAGUGUCACUUUCCGGCGAACCCAGGAGAAAGAAGAAAAUAUUCCUAGCGCUCUUCGCAUCAGUUCUCCUCGUAGCUGCGGUGGUCGGAGUUGUAACCGGAGUUAAAUCCAUCAAAAACAACUCCGGCGACGGCGCUGAUGUUCAAGCACUUUCCUCCGAAGCCCACGCCAUUGUUAAGUCUUCAUGCAGCAGCACUCUCUACCCGGAACUAUGCUUCUCCGCCAUAGCCAACGGCGCCGGCAAGAAACUGUCGAGCCAAAAGGACGUCAUCGAGCUAUCUCUGAACAUCACAAUCGCCGCCGUGGAGCAGAACUCCGCGGCCAUAAAGAAGCUAAUCAAGGCCGGGAAAAACCUGACAAAACGCGAGAAGACGGCGCUGCAAGACUGCGUGGAGAUGGUGGACGAGACCCUCGACGAGCUCCACGCCGCCGUCGAGGAUCUGGAACAGUACCCGACGAAGAAAUCUCUAAUACGCCACGCCGACGACCUCAAAACCCUGGUCAGCUCCGCCAUUACCAACCAGGAAACCUGCCUCGACGGAUUCUCCCACGACACCGCCGAUAAGCACGUGAGAGACGCCCUAAUCGACGGCCAAGAGCACGUGGAGAAAAUGUGCAGCAACGCCCUCGCAAUGAUCAAGAACAUGACCGACACCGACAUUGAAAACCAGAAAAAGCUUUCUGGGACUACUAAUACCAACAGAAAUCUGAAAGAAGACGAUAAUGACGGUGUGGAGUGGCCGGAGUGGUUGUCGGCAGGGGACAGAAAACUGCUGCAGUCGUCGAACGUGAAACCGGACGUUGUGGUGGCGGCGGACGGCAGCGGAAACUACAGGACGGUGUCGGAGGCGGUGGCGAAGGCGCCGGAGAGGAGUAGUAGAAGGUACGUGAUAAGGAUUAAGGCAGGGGCAUAUAGGGAGAAUGUAGAUGUUCCGAGUAGGAAGACGAACUUAAUGUUCAUCGGAGAUGGAAGAUCAAACACCAUCAUCACCGCAAAUCGUAAUGUCGUCGACGGCAGCACCACCUUCAAUUCUGCCACCGUCGCCGUGGUGGGGGCUGGAUUCUUGGCCCGGGACAUAACUUUCCAGAACUCAGCGGGGCCAGCGAAGCACCAGGCGGUGGCGCUCCGAGUUGGCUCAGAUCAGUCGGCGUUCUACCGAUGUGGCGUGAUCGCGUACCAAGACUCCCUCUAUGUUCACUCCAACCGUCAAUUCUUCGUCAACUGCUACAUCGCCGGCACGAUCGACUUUAUCUUCGGCAAUUCCGCGGUGGUUCUCCAAGAUUGUGACAUCCACGCCCGCCGCCCCGGGUCGAGGCAAAAGAAUAUGGUCACGGCCCAGGGGAGAACGGACCCAAACCAAAACACCGGAAUCGUGAUUCAGAAGUCCAGGAUCGGAGCCACUUCCGACCUGAAGCCGGUCCAGAAGCAGUUCCCGACGUUCCUAGGCCGACCAUGGAAGGAAUACUCUAGAACCGUUGUUAUGCAGAGUUCAAUCACCGACGUGAUUGACCCCGCCGGCUGGCAUAUAUGGGACGGAAAUUUCGCCCUCAAUACAUUAGUGUACCGAGAAUACAGGAACACCGGCGCCGGAGCUGGCACAUCUAGGAGAGUUAAUUGGAAAGGAUUUAAAGUCAUCACCAGCUCCGCAGAGGCCGCAUCCUACACCCCCGGUGCGUUCAUAGCCGGCGGUAACUGGUUGAGGGGAACCGGGUUCCCAUUCUCUUUGGGCCUUUAAUGCCAGUCUGUUUAGUAUUGGGUCAGCCUGCAGUGGCGACAGCCAAUAAAACAUAGUUUAGUUUUCUCGUC